AGUGCAAACUCCAGUGAUAUCAACGAAACCCUUUAACUGGAAUUGGGCGCAAAGUGAAGCCACCAAACAAGUCUAGAAAACUACAAACAAAACUUCAAAAUAAACAUCAUGUGGAUUAGUUGCCAUGCCGUGUUGGUUUUGCUUCUUUUGCAUUCCGAUGCUCUGUUGGCGGAAGUCUACGAAACACAUUUACGCGGUCCGGGUUUUGUUAUGGAACCGCCAGGACGUGUUGAGUUCUCAAAUUCUUCAGGCGGUUGGCUGGAUUGUUCGGCCUCGGGCAGCCCUCAACCGUCCAUCGACUGGGUGCAUGCAGACGGCACUGCUGUAACGGAAAUUCAUGGUGUACGCCGGGUGCUGCGCAAUGGCACUCUCGUACUUUUGCCAUUUCCGGCUGCCGCCUAUCAUCAGGAUGUGCACAACACAAUAUAUCGUUGCGUUGCCAGCAACAGUGUUGGACGUGUAGUUUCCCGUGAUGUACAAGUCAGAGCUGUCGUUGCACAAGCUUACAAGGUUGAUGUUGAAGUUUUAUCUGCAUCUCGAGGUUGCACCGCCAUUUUGCGUUGUGUAGUGCCAACAUUUGUAAAGGAAUUGGUUCGAGUGGUCUCAUGGGUUCAUGAACCUGCUAUCUACAUAUAUCCAUCAUUGCAAGGCGAUGGAAAAUUUCAUCUCCUACCCACCGGUGAAUUACUUAUUCAUAAUCUACAGGAGAGUGAUGAAUCCCAAUCGUUUCGAUGUCGGAGCAUGCAUCGACUGACACGUCAAGUUGUUGUCAGUUCACCUACGAGACUGAGAAUAAAUUCUCAUCGCGGCAUCAUAUCACCAAGCGUUGUCGAGCAUACAGCACAUGUGCAGGUUUCCCAGGAUGAAGGUGCCGUUUUAUUGUGUGUGGCACAGGGCUGUCCAUCACCGGAAUAUAG
Molecule: messenger RNA, 917 nt
Organism: Musca vetustissima
Lineage: Eukaryota; Metazoa; Arthropoda; Insecta; Diptera; Muscidae
Product: cell adhesion molecule Dscam2-like
Exons: 5
Biological process (GO): cell-cell adhesion
Source: RefSeq, a predicted model, not a curated record